Molecule: messenger RNA, 1504 nt
Organism: Naegleria gruberi
Lineage: Eukaryota; Heterolobosea; Eutetramitea; Acrasida; Naegleriidae
Product: tubby protein
Exons: 1
Coding region: 1-1386 (461 amino acids)
Source: RefSeq, a predicted model, not a curated record
AUGUCCUUAUUUUACAUUGGAGACGAUAAGCCAAGAACUGAUGCCGAUGUUCUUGACAGUUUUGAUGAUGCUCUUCCUGGAGUGUUAGGCAACAACUCUCAAGAUAAGGUUAUGAAGGCAAAAUUUGAUAUUAUGAGACAAGCUGCUGAAAGAACAACAAAACAAGGUAGUAGAGGUAUGAAUAUGAUUCAAUCAUCCAGACCAAUCAGUUCUCGUGGUUAUCGUUCUGGAUCUACCACAACUUCUUCAUCGAUAGGGUCGAGACCAGUUUCAGGACAACAAUCAAUUAAUACGCCAAGUUCUCUCAGCUCUUCAUUAGGAUCAACAGGUUCUGGUGAAAAUUUUGGAGGACGUGCCCUUGAAGAUGAAAUUGAUGAUGUUGAUGAGGGUUAUAAGGCACAACCACAACAACAACAAAUUAGAUCUUCAUCACAACAAGGAAGUAGACCAACAAGUGCUGCUGCACUCGAGAGAGACUUGAGAGAUAGAGGCAUUACCCACACAUUUAAUCCAUUAUCUGAACCACAAAUGAAACCACCAAAAAUCCAAGAAGAACGACCACAAUCUGCCUCUGGCAGAACUCUUAACGAACAAGAAAAUGAAGAAGAUUUUGAAAGUGUAGCAGGUUUAAAUAUUAAGGAUAUUAAGAGUUUUGUUAGUAAACCUCCCCCAAAUCGCAACGAAUGGGUAAGAUGCUACAUUCUCAGAGAUACAUCCAAGAUGAAUAAGGUAUUCCCAAGAUACUAUCUGUACGCAGAACGAGGAUCAACCUUCCUCCUUUCAGGUAAGAAGAGAAAAGCAAACAAAUCAUCAAAUUAUUGUCUCUCCCUAAGCAAGGAGGAUAUUAGUAGAAGCAGCGAUUCAUUUAUCGGAAAAUUGAGAAGUAACUUUUUGGGAACUGAAUUCCAAUUAUUUGAUAACGGUGAAAAGGCAUCAAAGUUGAAACCUGGAGCUCACUUGAGAACCAAUCUGGCCUCAGUUGUAUAUGAAACCAAUUUAUUUGGAAGUAAGGGACCAAGAAAAUUCACUCUCGUCGUUCCAGAUGCUAAUGAAGAUGGAGAACAAUAUCAAUUCCCUGAUAAUGGCACUUCUCUGAUUUCUAAAUUCAAAACUGGUGACUGGCAUCACCUUAAAGUUCUCAAGAACAAAUUCCCUGUGUGGAAUGAAAGAUUGAAGGCCUAUGUUUUGAAUUUUAAUGGUAGAGUUACAAUGGCCUCUGUCAAAAACUUCCAACUUGUUGAACCAAAUAAUCCAAACAAGGUUUUCCUCCAAUUUGGUAAGGUUGAUGAAGAUAGAUUCAAUAUUGACUUUAAAUAUCCACUUACUGCCCUUCAAGCCUUCUCGAUAGCUAUUUCUUCCUUUGAUAAUAAGAUUGCUUGUGAAUAAGCGUCAACCACCUGAUGAGAGGAAUUGAAUAAGUUUCUCCACAUUGUACAGCCUCCAAUCAAUCAUGACUAGUGCACUAUUACUCGUUAUGAAUCAAUAAAUAACAAUAUUUAAUUUC